Messenger RNA from Corticium candelabrum, 1458 nucleotides. RefSeq lists its product as uncharacterized. The transcript is spliced from 12 exons. The record is from RefSeq and is a predicted model, not a curated record. NCBI's taxonomy places the organism in Eukaryota, Metazoa, Porifera, Homoscleromorpha, Homosclerophorida, Plakinidae. The coding region runs from base 63 to 1301 and encodes 412 amino acids.
UCAAGACAACUGACCACGGUUUGAGUCUGUAGUCGUGCAAAGUAACGACGAAAGAGGAAAGAAUGUCCCAUUGUCGUCAUUUCUAUCUUUUGUUCGUAGCGCUACUAGUCGGAGCGGUUUCUCAACAUGGUACGAAGGCUGACAGCGAAGCCUGUUUCGUGGAAUCUCUCCGUAAAAUGGUUGCUGAAUUGAACGUGACGACGCAGGAAAAAAAGGCAGAAGUCGCUGGCUUGAAAAAUGAAGUGAAGAAUGAAAGAGAAAAAAGAAUUAAGUUGGAGGAGGAAAACGCGAAAUUGCGAAACAAACUUCAAACAAACAACGUCCGUCUCAACGACACCUCAAUAAGCUUGACGCAACAAGUACAAGACGCCAAGUGUCAACUGCAAACCCGAAACCGACAAAUCCGUUCCUUGCAGAAUGUUUCGCUACAAUUGCAAGCGCACGUUACGCAACUCCAACAGAGCAACUGUGUGCUAAAUCGGACUGCAGAAAGUUUGACAGAAGCAGUAGCUUAUCUUGGUAGGAACGAAACGCACGAAGGCGGUGCCUUUCCUCCAUGUUCCAAUUGCACAGAAGGAAUGAUGACAUCUAACGACUCUGUGGUACUUGGUAACUCGUCUUCGUCGCCUGAAUCGACCUGUAAAGAGAUAGCUCUCAGGUAUAAUUCAUCGUCUCACAAUGGAAAAUAUUGGAUUAAACCAUCUAGUGACGAUCCACCAUUUCAGGUAUACUGCGAUGCAAAUGAAGGGUGGAGUUUGAUCAUGAAGAUAGAUGGAAAACAGCAAACGUUUGACUACGACAGCGACUUGUGGUCGAACAAGAAUACAUUUCAAUUAAAUAACACAGAUUUGGAUGACAAAGAAACGAAAUUGGCUUCGUAUUGGACGCUACCAUUUACUGAACUUCGUCUAGGAAUGAAAAAAGUAAAUGGAACAAUCAGAUGGAUCACAUUCAGCUAUAGCGCAUCAUCUCUCCACAGUCUUAUUGCUGAUGGACAGUACAGAAGCACGAGUAUUGGAAAGACUACGUGGAGAAGUUUACUGCCAAACUCAUCUCUACAAACAGAUUGCAACAGGGAAGGAUUCAACGCAAGAAGUUUUAACCUUGAAAAUGCUGCAAAAGCUCGUCUGGGACUUAUUGCUAACAACGAUGGCGGAUGUGCUUCUCCAGACUCUUUCCUUGGUUUCGGAACACAAAUACGGACAAAGUCACCCAAUAAUAGUGCUGGGAACUACGCAUGUUGCUCUCCAGACAAUGGUGAUGUAAACAUCAAAACAAUUGGCUACAUCAUGGCACGUUAAGAGAGACACACCACACUAUUGACAUGUAUAUAAAUGCUAUUUACCGCUUAGUGUAGAUUAACUGCUAGCAACAAUAACGGUUUCUAAGAUAGCAUACUCGCACGCUGGUUAAGAAUGUCAACAAAAUAGUAAAAUAUAUAUUCCGGACAGUAAUACA